AUGGCAUGGAUUCUACCGACUCCUACAAUAGAAAUAGGGACCAAUAUGGUCAAGAUGCCUACAAUAAGGACAGAGAUAGAAGCAAUCAGUUUGGUCCUGAUCCCUACGACAACAACCAAAAUGGUGCCUACGAUUACACUCCCUAUAGAAACCCAUUAGUUUAUGGCGGUGAAAAGAUCGAGCAUGCUGCCAUCAUCAAAGAAGCCACUUACUUUGUGGUAGCCUCAAAAAUGGUCAGACCAGGUCAAUUAUACAGAGUCUCUGUAACAGUUUUGAAAGAAAAACAACCUCUCAUAGUUAGAGCGUCGAUAUCGCGCAAUGGCGUUGAAAUGUCAACGGAUCAUAAGGACGUUAAAGAGGGUAUUCCUGAAACACUUUUGAUGCAAGUGCCUACUACUAGUGCCUCUGGAGAAUACAAACUUCGUGUAGAAGGAUUGUAUGAAGAUAUUUUAGAGGGCGUAGCGUUUUCUAACGAGACAAAAUUGACGUUUUCUCAAAGAUCCAUGACGAUUUUUAUACAGUUGGACAAGCCUGUGUAUAUGCAAGGAGAAACGGUUCGUUUUAGAACUAUCCCUAUUAACACUGAACUGAAAGCUUUCAAUGAUGCCAUAGAUGUUUAUAUGUUGGAUCCUAAUGGCCGAAUUUUGAAAAGGUGGCUCUCGCGACAGUCGAAUCUCGGCACUGUUAGCUUGGAUUACCAGCUCUCCGAUCAACCAGCUUUUGGAGAAUGGAAAAUCAGAGCAAUCGCUCAAGAAUCAAGAAGCGAAGAAUCCACUUUCAUGAUUGAAGAAUAUUACCAAACUAGAUUUGAAGUGAACGUUACCAUGCCAGCAUUUUUCCUAAACACUGAACCUUUUAUUACUGGUAUAGUAAUGGCGAAUUACACUAGUGGCGCUCCAGUACGUGGAAACUUAACUCUCAAAGCUUCGGUUAGACAUAUUAAGCCUAUUGAUGUUAAUAGAAUGCUGAAAAAGAACAGACCGAGACCUAUUGAGAGCAAUUUGUACAAUCCGUAUGGGCCAAAUGAUUUUUGGAAACCCGACGAUUAUCAUAGGAGGUUUGGUGAAGAUCCUUAUAAUAGGCAGAACUUUCCUUACGAUGGUAAUCUCAACAGGCAAAGACAGUUGGAUAAUUAUUAUGACAACUAUGAUCAAUACAAUAAGCCGGUCAUAGAAAAGUACUACAAUUUUCUUGAAGAGUUUCCGGCGUGGAUGCCGCCGAACCAGUACUGGGAAUCGGUACCAAGUUUAAAAUUUGUACGUGCUUCUUUUUAAUUUUUUUGGAGAUUUGCUGGAAUUCACGCCCAAUUUGGAUGGGAUGGAAAUUGUAAUCACUGCCACAGUUGGUGAUAGAUAUUUGGACGAAGUCAUUGAAGGUUAUUCCAUUGCAAGAAUAUUCAAUUCAUCGGUCAAAUUAAAAUUCUUGGGCGAAUCUCCUCAAGUCUUCAAGCCUGGCAUGCCCUUAACUACUUACCUAGUAGCCUCAUUCUAUCAUGGUUCCCCUCUCUCCGAAGAAAGCCUGGCAAAUAGUUUUAUGGAGGUAACAGCUUUUGUGGAAAAGCGUGGCGGUGGUAGAAUGGACUUACCUCCCAAAAAACUAUGGAUGAUGAGCGAACAGCCCGGUAUUUGGGAGUAUAAGAUGGACUUGAAAAGAGAGUUGGGCAUUUUCGGCCCAAGGGCCUUUGAAGAAUUAAGCCAACUGAGUACCUUGAGAAUACAGGCUACUUUUAGGGAUGAGUAUAUGAAUGAACAUGCUACAACUGAGUUGCUACUAUUAGCUCAUUAUAGUACCAACGAUCAGCAUAUUAAAGUGACCACUAGCACUUUAGCACCGAGAGUAGGGGAAUUUAUGAUUUUCCAUAUCAGAUCCAACUACUACAUUGACAAAUUCAACUAUAUUAUCAUAGCCAAAGGCAUAGUACUAGUGACAGGCGAUCAAGACAUGAACGAUUUUGUUAGUACCAUGUCUAUAGCUCUUAGUGCCGAAAUGGCUCCAGUAACCACCAUAGUUGUAUGGCAUUUGGGACGUUACAGAGACUUGGCAGUGGACAGUUUAACUUUUCCAGUGAACGGUAUUAGUCGGAAUAAGUUCAAAGUUAUGAUUAAUAAUAAAAAAGCAAGGACUGGGCAUAAAGUGGAAGUAGUGAUUUAGGGAGAACCUGGAUCUUAUGUGGGUCUGUCUGGAAUCGACCGGUCGUUCUACACAAUGCAGGCUGGUAACGAAUUGACUUAUGCCAAAGUUAUUACUAAAAUGAUGACGUUCGAUGAACAUAUUAAUGGUACUUUAAAACACGA
This is a messenger RNA of Ceutorhynchus assimilis (cabbage seed weevil), 2294 nucleotides long. The record is from the annotation of a GenBank genome assembly. NCBI's taxonomy places the organism in Eukaryota, Metazoa, Arthropoda, Insecta, Coleoptera, Curculionidae.